Molecule: messenger RNA, 403 nt
Organism: Ictalurus furcatus (blue catfish)
Lineage: Eukaryota; Metazoa; Chordata; Actinopteri; Siluriformes; Ictaluridae
Product: ASNSD1 upstream open reading frame protein-like
Exons: 4
Coding region: 80-307 (75 amino acids)
Source: RefSeq, a predicted model, not a curated record
CGCCGGUUGUUAAGACUUCCGCUUGUACAUUUUCGGCGAUGCUUUCCUAAACAUUUCUUUUCUUCUAUUUACAUAAAAAAUGUCUACUAAUCUUGUUCACGAAGAGCGCGCUACCAAAGACGAGCUAAAUAAGCAGAUCAAGGAACAGAAGGUUGUGAUUGAUGAGCUGUCAAAUCUGAAGAAAAACAGGAAAGUCUUCGUCCAGCAGCCGAAUAGCAACAUCUUCUUCCUCGCCGAUAAAGGAGAGAUGCUGAGCACCUGCAAGAGGGAUCUGGACAAAAUGAAGAAAGAAUACCAGGACAUGUAGAGUCUGGGCGAGUGUGUGUGUGUGUGUGUGUGUGUGUGGAAAAUGUGUGGGAUCUGCUGUGUGGUGAGUUUGACCUCGUCUCAGUGUGCGCUUCAC